Messenger RNA from Nematostella vectensis (starlet sea anemone), 3216 nucleotides. RefSeq lists its product as uncharacterized. Gene Ontology annotation, cellular component: protein-containing complex; plasma membrane. The record is from RefSeq and is a predicted model, not a curated record. The transcript is spliced from 12 exons. Gene Ontology annotation, biological process: establishment or maintenance of epithelial cell apical/basal polarity; heterophilic cell-cell adhesion. Bases 135 to 2324 code for a protein of 729 amino acids. Gene Ontology annotation, molecular function: lysozyme activity; calcium ion binding. NCBI's taxonomy places the organism in Eukaryota, Metazoa, Cnidaria, Anthozoa, Actiniaria, Edwardsiidae.
CCAAUUGAAUGACACAUGGCGUAAAGUGUUUCUCUGUGUGUCGGGAGAGACACGGUUUUGUCGUCAGUUUCCACCCUGUAAGCUGAGGUGUGAUAACAGGGAUAACACUCUGGAUAUAUAUACUCGGCUCAAAAAUGAGGAUUUCUGUAAUAUCGGUUCUUUUUGUCCUAUCACUGUUCACAUUCUCAGCCCUUGCCAGAAAAACGCCUAAAGUCACCAGGCGCAGCAAUGAAGCUGUGAUUGUAACCGAGACAUUUGGAGAAGAAGAUCCUUAUCGCGAGCUUCGAGACCUGGAGACAGUAUCGGAAGAGAGAUCAAAGCGAUCGUCAGGCGAUAAGUCCGAUGAUUCGGAAAGUGCUUCCAAAGAAGUGAAAAAAGACAAAAAGAAGAAGAAUUACAGCAAGGAAAAGGGUAGCAGUGAUAAUUCUGGCAGCGGUGAUAAAACCACCAAACCCGAGAAGAACGACGCGAAGAAGAAGGACAAGGGUAGCGGCAGCGGAGGAUCAGGCAGCGGUGAUAAAACCACCAAACCCGAGAAGAACGACGCGAAGAAGAAGGACAAGGGUAGCGGCAGCGGAGGAUCAGGCAGCGGUGAUAAAACCACCAAACCCGAGAAGAACGACGCGAAGGAGAAGGACAAGGGUGAUAAACCCAAGAAGAACGACGCGAAGGAGAAGGAAAAGGGUGAUAAACCCGAGAAGAAUUACGCGAAGAAGAAGGACAAGGGUAGCGGCAGCGGAGGAUCAGGCAGCGGUGAUAAACCCAUAAAUCCCGAAAAGAAUUACGCGAAGAAAAAGAACAAGGGUAGCGGCAGCGGGAGUGGUAAUGGCAAACCACUAAAACCCAAAAAGAACUACGGAAAGAAAAAGAACUACUCAAAGAAGAAGGACUACGGAAAGAAGAAGAACUACUCAAAGAAGAAGAAAAAUCCUAAAAAUAAGAAGUAUAAUAAGAAGAAGAACCGCAAGAACUCAAAAAUUGAUUGUGUAAAGUUCCCUUGCGAGAAUGGCGGUGAAUGUUGUCAGGGGCGAAAAUUCUCCAUGUGUCUCUGCCCGGCGGGUUUCAAAGGAAAGCGUUGUGAGGAAGAAAUUAAUGAAUGCGCCAGCAAUCCUUGUAGGAAGAAAGGAGCGACAUGUGUUGAUCAAGUCAACGGCUUCACCUGCCUGCUGCCCGACUCAAGCGAAACAUGCCCCGACAACGUUGGAGCGAACCCCUGCUCCUCCAACCCUUGCCGUAAUGGUGCAACGUGCUCCUCCAAUAAAGGACAGUACAAAUGCAAAUGUCCUCCUGGAUACGGAGGGAGGGACUGUUCUGUUGACAUCGAUGAUUGUGCUUCCUUUCCAUGUCACUUUGGCGCCACUUGUGUUGACAAGGUGAAUGGGUACCAGUGCCAGUGUGCUCCAGGAUACACGGGGAAGGACUGCGACCACAGAACUGACCAGUGUGUCCCAGACUUGUGUGAAAAUGGUGGAACGUGUAUUGUCACCGCAAAUUCAAGCUCCUGGGAAUGCGCUUGCCCGCCUGGGUUUACAGGAGAUCUCUGUGAGGAUGUUACGAAUGACUGCUCAAGCAACCCAUGUUUACACGAUGGCAUUUGCUGUGAGGGGCCUGGCGGUAUCAUGUGUCAGUGCAUCAAUGGAUGGAGCGGCAAGUUUUGCGACAAAAUGGAUCCAGACAUGGUGGUUUCUGAUGGAGAAAUGUCAUUCGAGGAAGAUGGUGACGAGGAUCCUGAUAGCCCGACAUUCAGCAGGCGACCACACUUGGGCUGUGACGUGUGCGGCAUUGAGGUGGGCCGAGGAUACGACCUGGCAAAUAGGAGGCCUGUGGACGUCAUGAGGGACAUGAAGGAUAUCGGUCUUGAUUACAAGGACGCCAUGCGACUCUCGAGAGCUUCUGGUAUGAGGGGAAAGAAGGCGAAGUAUUUCAUCAAGAAACAGGAGCUAGACAAGAUAGUGAUCACCCGUGCACAGCAGAAGAAAUUGUUCUUGCGCGACUACCCCCGCCGAUGCAAGUACGCCAAGAGGAUGAUCGAGAAGUACUCCCAACGCACCCUUCGCUUCGAGAAGAUGGACAAGUUUGCGCGCGAGCUUGCCGAAGAUGUGGUCACUCAUGGUGAGUUCAACAUGGACGACGAGGAUGAAGAGAAGAGGAAAUGCAGCAAACGCAUGCAGGAUGCUUUUGACAAAAACUCCAUGCAGGCAGUGAAGGAUCUCAUCAUGGAUUCUGACUUCUGGCUGAAGAAGGUCAGGAUCUCCAAGAAGCGUUACGAAAUACGGCGAAACUCGUGCCUCAAGGCGUGCAAGAAAAGCCGAAAUUGCUCUUAGAUAACCCUCUAGUCACGACAUAAACCGAAAAAAGCAGCUUGCCAAACUUAAAACAAAUGCAAGUAAAGGUUAAGGUAACGGCACAUGACAACAGAACCCAUAACAAAUCACAUUUUCAUUCAUUCCUUUCAUUCCUGCUUUAUUCCUUUUAUUCCCUAGCACUAGCACUAACCCUAACCUCACAUUUUCAUUUCCUUCCACUUUUAUUUAAUCCUCUUCCCCCGCACAAUAACGCUAUUUAAAUCCCUCACAAUCACGUAGUCCAAGUCACGUUUUUUAAAUCACGCUCAAUUUAUGCAGUUCUAGUCACGCCUAGUUAUUUUAAUUUCACAGCCUUAUCUCACAACCCUAACUUUUAUCAUUAUUAAUUUAUCAUUUUGUUUCAAAUUUUUUAAUCUUUUCACAAUAUAUUUUUUCACUUGAUUUUGCAUCGAAACCGUAAAAUUAUUUAUUCAACUAAUUUCACUCAAAUCCCUGACAUAGCUUGGGUUUUUCACAUCUCCUCCAUGCACAUUUUUUUCUUUUCUUCUUUAUGAUAUUCAAUUUCAUCUGACAUUUAUUUUCACUGAUUUUGUUCAGUUUUUUUCCGUUGUUUGAUUGACCCCGUGAGCUAUAUUUAAUAUUCCCGCUAAGCAUGUAAUGAUGUAAACAAUUUACGACAACUAGUCUAAAGUGCACAUUUUUAUUUUUCACAAAAGUUCACGUUUUGUUAUUUUACACCUUGUUCUUUACUUGCUAUUGUUUUAUGAUGUUGUAACUAAUCAAUGCCACACCGAUAAGCUUAUGAUUGCUGCUGUAGAUUUUGUUGCACGUUUAGAUUUAGAUUGCAGUCACGUGCCGCCUAUGUGUAUUAAAGGUAUAAUGGAUAAAUAAUAAAAUAUGGAUGUGUCAA